Gordionus sp. m RMFG-2023 is the source of this 1755-nucleotide messenger RNA. RefSeq lists its product as uncharacterized. The record is from RefSeq and is a predicted model, not a curated record. The transcript is spliced from 9 exons. NCBI's taxonomy places the organism in Eukaryota, Metazoa, Nematomorpha, Gordioida, Chordodea, Parachordodidae. Bases 366 to 1724 code for a protein of 452 amino acids.
UAGAAUUCCCCGCAAACGUCGAAGAAUCUUUAAAAGAGAUAGAUUUAUAUCUUGUAUAUGUCAUAAAAAUUUUAAAAGAAGAAAAAGGUUCCAGUCGUUUAUUAAAAAAAAGGCGAUUAAAUGAGAAUGAACCUGAUAUUUUGUUUUUAAAAGACAUAUUAUUUUCUCAGAAACAUGGUGUCCGAGGAAAUAAAUUAACGGUAUUAAAUUCUACCAAGGAGCUUAAAUUGAUUGAAUUACUAUAUACCUACUUUGCUAAUUCUCCAAAAAUAAAGUUAUCUAAAUAUUUUAACCAUGAACCUGGGAAGAAUCAAAAUAUUAGGCCAAUAAACAAAACCAGUAAGAAAAUUGAACCUCUAUUCUCUAUGUAUGAACAAUCAUACAUCUAUUACAAUCAUUUGAUAAAAUAUAAAUCUGAAAAAUUGAAAUUAAAACAAAUGGCUUUUGAUCUCAUUUUUGGAAAAAUUGGCAGAGAACCUUAUCAUAUGAGAGUCUUGUCACAGAUUUUAUGUAUGGCUAUAACUUUCCAUUCCAAUCAGCUUCUUUAUUUUACAUCUCAUUGGCUACAAAAAAAUAUAACAGAUCGUAAGCUAUUCAGCAUUUUAUCGCAAAAACUGAUUGAGGAGUUUUUUGUGUUCAACAUUUAUAGUGAAAACUACCUUAUUAAACAGUUACCAGAUCUAUGUGCAUCUUUUUGUGCUCACCUUAUUGCUGAUGUUAUACUUCUUUGCAUGUGGAAAUAUCAUUCAUAUUAUCUGGAGAAAAGACAUCAUACCUUAGAAUUAAUAGCUUCAUGUUUAACGAAAUGGAUUGAAGAUUACCCCUCAUUGAUAUUGUUCCAAUUUUCUUCAUUAAAAUCAUCCUAUGACUUUAACAAUACCAAUUAUCUACUAAUUCUCAUCUGGUGGAUGUGCAAAGUGGGAUUUUCGAUUAAUCAAACUUGCUCCGAAUCAAGCGUAUCCCACAUGCAUAGCGCUAUUAUCAAGGUUUUAGUGCAAGCCCCUCAAAUAAUUCCCGAUCACAAAAUAAGGCAACACCUUUUAGAGGACUCCAAUUUGCCAGCUAACAUUCAUAAGGACCCCCAAAAUCUAUCUGAAGCAGUCGAAUCUAGGAUCAGUAUUUUCGAUUGUUUGCGAUUGAUCCAUUUGAACUCCAAAACCCUCGACUUUAACGGAAAAGGCAUCGAGGGAUUAAACCAAAAGCUGGAUAAGCUUCUGCUUAUUUUGAUCGUAGCUUUCAAGAAUAGAUGUUUUCCAAAAACGGUAUCGAUGGUUAUAAAGUUAAAGACCGAAAGUGGAAAUUACGCGAAAACAUGUUAUGAACGAAAUGUUGAACUGGAGCAUUCAUCAAAUAAAUUAUCUGGAAUAGAUGAAGAAAACCUAAAUUUGGAAGAAGGAGAAGAAAGAUCUCCUUGUUCUGCUAUUAUACAAGAAGAAUGUAAAAUUACACCUGAACAACUCGCUAAAGGGAUAUUAGCAGUGAAUUCUAACAAAAAAGAAAUGGUAAUUGAUAAUCGCGGUAACCUUAAUGACAAAUCAACUGUAAUAAAGGAGCCUUUCGCCGAUGAUAAUAUUAAAAAUUUUAAUAAUGAAGAUGCACCAACUAAACAGAUCAUUAUGGAAGAGUUUGAUUGGAUGGACAUUUUCACACAAUAUUACAGUGAGUCAAACUUUAACGGGGAUAAUAGAUUGUAUCAUAUACUGUUAUCAUUGAAAAAGAGUUGAUAAAUUUUUUAGUAUUAAAUAUAUGUUUGAA